This is a messenger RNA of Coniophora puteana RWD-64-598 SS2, 513 nucleotides long. RefSeq lists its product as uncharacterized. Gene Ontology annotation, molecular function: protein binding. Lineage: Eukaryota; Fungi; Basidiomycota; Agaricomycetes; Boletales; Coniophoraceae. Bases 1 to 513 code for a protein of 170 amino acids. The transcript is spliced from 4 exons. The record is from RefSeq and is a predicted model, not a curated record.
AUGGCGCGCGGCUUUAAUGUAUAUGACAUUACUACGGGUACGGCUUUGGGUUCGUUCAAGUUCCAGCACGGGUCUGCGCAUCGUGCGCCAGUAUCUUUCUUGCAUGGUGGACGAAGUCUUGUUGGCGGCAGUUCAAUCGGUCGGACGUGGGUAUGGGAUGUGGAUGCCGAGGAUGUGAGACAAGUUAUCCCUCACGAAGACGACGGAGUAGUGCUUGCCAUCGAUGCGCCCCCCCUCGAUGAACAAGGGCGAACGGUACUGGCCAUUGCGACGGCCUCAGGUGAAGAGGCUGGAUUAACGAUCAAGCUCUGGGAUAACCGUGACCACCAGGAGCACCAGGAGGGCCGUGACCUUGACCAGAAGCCAGCUGUGGAUCCUGGGAUCCCCUAUCGCCCCAUUUCCUGGCGCGUUUUCAUUGAUCAAUCUACUUGGAUGUGCUGUGUUUUUGCUCCGUUAUUAGCAUUCGCGGUUGUUGGGCCGUGGUUGCUAUGCGAGUUCCUCUUCAGUAUGUAG